AAAAACCUUUGACAAAAAUAAUUCAAAACAAUGUACUCUUCAUCGUCUGUAUCAAAACGCCUCAUUUUGAUCUAUGUCUUGGCCAUACAACUACUCCUCAUAAACAGUGAAUUGUCCUUAAACACGACCAAUGACUAUCUCAACCACACAUGUUUGGUUAGUCAAGGAAAAUACAAGACGGGAAGUGAGUACGAGAAACUUAUAAAACAUAUCAUGAAAAGGUUCUAUAUAAACAGUAUCAGAGGUUACGACCUUUUUGGCGAUUCUACUUUUACCGCUGUUCUCCAGUGCCCCGGCGACUUCUACGGGACCAAGUGCCAGGACUGCUUUGUCACCGCCCUUGCUGCGCUUCGUAGGAGAUGUCCAUGGUACAAGGGGAGGAUAAUAUGGUAUGACCAAUGUCUUCUCUCGAUGGAUUCCAAAUAUUCUGUUGGGCAGAUCGAUUAUGACAAUAACUUUUGUAUGUCCAACGCGAAGAAGGUGGUAGAAGAUAGAUCUGAAUAUAUAAAAGUUUGGAAUAUUCUCGUUGACGAUCUGACGGAAUUAGCCAUCACUGGAGAUAAUUCUACAUUGUACUCUGUGGGGGAGAAGCGGUACAAGGGUGAUAUGGUAUAUGGAAUGGUGCAGUGUGCGAAAGACUUAUCGCGAAAAGCUUGUCAGGAGUGUUUGUGGUAUAAUAGCUUUCAUUUUCAAGAUUGCGUGAAUUAUUUUCGAGGAGCGAGAGUUGUAGGUAGGAGCUGUACUUUUAGGUUUGAAUUUUAUCCUUUUAUUGCCAAGCAGGUCCAUAAUAUUUAAAAGAACUAAAAGUAUUAAAAAAUUCAAUUAAUGUUAAAUUAAUUCAAUCAUAAGGUUUUUUUUGCUGGAUAAA
Molecule: messenger RNA, 868 nt
Organism: Brassica napus (rape)
Lineage: Eukaryota; Viridiplantae; Streptophyta; Magnoliopsida; Brassicales; Brassicaceae
Product: putative cysteine-rich repeat secretory protein 17
Exons: 2
Coding region: 31-795 (254 amino acids)
Source: RefSeq, a predicted model, not a curated record